Messenger RNA from Paramuricea clavata, 726 nucleotides. The record is from the annotation of a GenBank genome assembly. NCBI's taxonomy places the organism in Eukaryota, Metazoa, Cnidaria, Anthozoa, Malacalcyonacea, Plexauridae.
AUGUAUAGUGAUGAUUUAGAAACAUUUUCGGGAUCUGCAAGUGAGACCAGUGAGAGUGACAGCACUGAUAGAAGUCAUGUUGAACAACAGUCCACGUCGGCAACAUCUGCAAAACCGAGAAAACGUAAGUGUCCACCACGGAAACGGGUGUUUAAGGACAAUUGGCUGCAAGUCACCGAGUUCAAGAACUGGCUUAGUAAGAAAACGGCACCAAGCGGGGAAAUGAAACCCUUCUGUAAACUUUGCACGAAUUGGCUCACUUGUUCUAUGACCGCUAUUAAACGACAUGCUGCGAGCCAAAAACAUCAAGCAAGGAUAAAGACGUCCGCGACAACUGGCUCCAUCGCCCAACUAAUGCGUCAAACAACAAACUCUGAUGCGACGACUUCGAUGGAAAUAAAAUUAUGUGCGUUUAUUACCCAGCAUAACUUGCCAUUGUCAAUCUCGGAAGACAUAGUCGAACUACUUCGAUCUCUUUUUCCAAAUGAUGCUGCGUUAAGUUAUUUAAAACUUGGAAAGCAGAAGGCCACGAACAUCGUUCGCCAAGUGCUCGGUUUUGAUUACCUCAAGGAAAUGGUGGCAUUGUUGCGAUCACGAAAGUUUAGUGUAAUCAUCGAUGAAGCAACGGACAAAAGUGUCAAAAAGCAACUGGCCAUCAUUGCUACGUUUUUUGACAUUGAGAAGUUCGAGGUUCAAGUACUGGUUGGUAGAUAUGAUCGAAACUGA